This is a messenger RNA of Ilex paraguariensis (yerba mate), 1631 nucleotides long. The record is from the annotation of a GenBank genome assembly. Lineage: Eukaryota; Viridiplantae; Streptophyta; Magnoliopsida; Aquifoliales; Aquifoliaceae.
AUAAGAUAAUAAAUAAAGACCACAAAACCAACAAUGGGGAGAAGAGACAAUAAGUUACACGAUCAAGCAAUAAGGUUGAACAGCCCAAAAGACAAGCAGCAUUUGUUUGAUUUUAUUUUUAAUGUUGGCUUAGCUCAGAGGAAAUUAAAUACUAGAAUCAAGAACAUGCAGACAGCUUUGAAGGGAGAAUCAAGAAUGAUUAAAAUAACUAAUCCCAAAGAUCACCCAUCUACAAAUCAGUAGUUGUUGAUUGUAUUGUAGUAUUCAAUUAUUAUUUUUAGUAGCACAUGAUAAACGACCGCCGGAGCAAACUAUUGUUUUACCCCGAUGCACAAAGGAUUGUUUCCGAAACUUGAAUACACUACAUCCAAAUUACAAUUGAGUAAAGUUUACUAGUAGGUCAAGACCCGCCCUCAAAUUGGAAAAGGGGAGUACUUGGAAGUUGAUUGCUUCUUAGUUACUAAAGAAACGCCAUUGUUAGCUUCACUGUUCUUGUUUUUCAUCAGAUAUGGAAGAAACCACCAACUUUUCAUCAGGAAAAAGGUGUGCUGUAGUUACCGGGGCAAACAAAGGAAUCGGACUAGAGAUAUGUCGCCAGUUAGCAUCCAAUGGAAUUAAAGUCAUAUCAACUGCUAGGGAUGAGAAGAGGGGUGUUGAAGCUGUUGGAAAACUCAAAGCUUCUGGGCUCUUAGAUGUUGUUUUUCAUCAACUUGAUGUAAAAGAUCCUGACAGCAUUGCUUCUUUGGCAAAAUUUGUAGAAACCAAUUUCGGAAAACUCGAUAUUCUGAUCAAUAAUGCAGCGGUAAAUGGAGUUACAAUCGACAUUGAAGCAUUAAGAGCCUUUAAACUUGGAGGGGGAUUAGUAAAUGAUGAGAAUGCUCAUUUGGUGAAUAGAGUCAUGCAGCAGAGUUACGAAAAGGCAGAAGCAUGCAUUAGAACAAAUUAUUAUGGAACUAAAAGUAUGACUGAAGCUUUUCUUCCUCUCCUUCAGCUCUCUAACUCAGCAAGAAUAGUAAAUGUCUCGUCUAUUUACGGACAGCUACAGUUUAUUUACAAUGAUAUGGUCAAAGCAGAGCUGGAAAAUCUUGAAAGCUUGACAGAGGAGAAAAUAGAUCAGCUUUUGUUGAUGUUUCUGAAGGAUUUCGAGGAGGAUAAGUUGCAAGCUAAUGGUUGGCCUCUUACAGUAUCUGCGUAUAAAGUUUCAAAAGCUGUCAUCAACGCCUAUACAAGACUGGUAGCAAAGAAAUUCCCUAAUAUUCUUGUCAAUUGUGUGCAUCCCGGACUUGUGAAAACAGACAUUUCAAGCAACUACGGAAACUUGAGUCCUGAAGAAGGUGCUAGAGCUCCUGUAAUGCUGGCUUUGUUGCCUGAUGAUGGCCCUUCUGGCCUCUACUUCUACGAGAUGCAUGUGUUUUUGACAGUCAUAAAUAUCUGAGUUUCAGAACAUGCUUAUUGCUACAUCGAACUUCUCUGUUGUCUUUUGCAAAAGAUUGCACAAUCCGAAGGCAUUUGGAAUCAUCAUAUAGUACUUGCCUUUCUUUCAAAUUCAAAGUUUCAACCGAUCUUAAUUUCUAACAAGCAAUGAAGUAUAGAUGUCAUGAAAGAAGAUUGUAUUCAGUACUCAAUGCCCA